UUAUUGAGGAUAAAAAAUUAAAAAAAAUUUGCAUGCGAGGAGUCGAUGAAUGGGAAAAUAACACGCCCGAAAUAAAAGCAAAAAUUAGUUUCUAUUUCGGAGGAAGGACUCGGAGCCUGAAAAUUCUCAGGGAAGGGCUUUCCGGCCAAUUAUAAAUACCUUCGCCCCUUCCAUUAUAUAUUAAUGCCAUCACCAAACCAUAUCUUCUCCUUCUCGUUUUAUUUCUCGUUUCCCUUCAUUUUCUCGCCGCUUCCACGAUGACGGUCCUCGUUGAGAAGCCGAAGUUUGGAGAUGCGGCGGUGGUGGCGGCGGAGGAGGGGAAGGGGGUGAAUGGAGAGGCGGACUUGUCGCUGGACGGAGGGUUUUUGGUGCCGGAUGCCAAUGCAUUUGGCCACGGCUUUAGGGACUAUGACGUGGAAAGCGAAAGGCAACAAGGGGUGGAGAAUUUCUACAAACUCAACCACAUAAAUCAAACUUACGACUACGUGAAGAAGAUGAGAAAAGAGUACGGCCAGGUGAACCGUGUGGAGAUGAGCAUAUGGGAGUGCUGCGAGCUUCUCAAUGAUGUAGUCGAUGAGAGCGAUCCAGACUUGGAUGAGCCUCAAAUCCAGCACUUGUUGCAGUCCGCUGAGGCCAUCAGAAAGGAUUAUCCCAAUGAAGAUUGGCUGCAUUUGGCUGCUCUUAUACACGACCUUGGAAAGGUGCUUCUUCUUCCAAGCUUCGGGGGUCUUCCUCAAUGGGCAGUUGUAGGAGACACCUACCCUUUGGGUUGUGCUUUUGAUGAAUCCAUUGUCCACCACAAGUAUUUCACGCAAAAUCCUGAUUGCCAUAAUCCGGCUUACAACACUAGAUAUGGAGUUUACUCGGCGAAUUGUGGACUCGACAAUGUAAUAAUGUCUUGGGGGCAUGAUGACUAUAUGUAUAUGGUGGCAAAGGCGAAUAAUACUACUCUACCUUCUGCAGCUCUUUUUGUUAUCAGAUACCACUCAUUUUACUCAUUACAUAGAUCAGGUGCAUAUAAGCACUUGAUGAAUGAGGAGGAUGGCGAAAACCUGAAGUGGCUACACAUAUUCAACAAAUAUGAUCUUUACAGUAAGAGUAAAGUUCACGUCGAUGUCGACAAAGUGAAGCCAUACUAUCUCUCUCUCAUUGAGAAGUACUUCCCUGCCAAGCUGAAAUGGUAAAACAAGAACUUUGAGAUUUGAGAGUCCUGUGAAUUGUUUAUACAAAAAGGUGAAAUGAGACCAGCGACAGGAUGCAGUAGGCUAGAGAUUUGAAGCUGGGUAACUUCCUUUGUAUUGUGGGAGUAAGAGUUGUGUAUUUCAAAAAAAAAAAAAAAGGGAAAAAAAAGAAUAAGGGUUGUGUUUUCUAGCUUCUCUGCAAAUAUUGUACUAUAUUUUCACUCAAUAAAAAAAUUGGUUGAUUC
Momordica charantia (bitter melon) is the source of this 1426-nucleotide messenger RNA. RefSeq names its product inositol oxygenase 4. NCBI's taxonomy places the organism in Eukaryota, Viridiplantae, Streptophyta, Magnoliopsida, Cucurbitales, Cucurbitaceae. The record is from RefSeq and is a predicted model, not a curated record. Gene Ontology annotation, cellular component: cytoplasm. Gene Ontology annotation, molecular function: inositol oxygenase activity; iron ion binding. Gene Ontology annotation, biological process: inositol catabolic process.